AAUUAUAAUACAAAUAAAAUUAACCUUUUUUUGGAAAACAAAAAGAAAUGGAGAGGGCACGAGCGAGAGGGGCACGAGCGAGAGGGGCACGAGUGAGAGGUGCAGCGGCUAGAGACGACAGCGAUUCCAGACGGCGGCAGGCUUAUAGGGUGCGGCAGGUUAAGGAUGGGUCUGAUAAUCUGGUUCCAGGGAAGGCAUUUUUCUUCUACAAUUUUCCAGAGACAUGUCGCGCAAAGGAUACUUCCAGAAAAAUGGAGAGGAAGCUUAAUGAUCUCUGGAUUGGGUCAUAUAAGGUUCGGGUUAAAGUUGCAGAGGAUAGAAGGAGGCAAAUCUCAAGAGUUAGAAGGGCACCAAGGAUUAGGGAGCCUACUAGUAGUGCAGGGGCAUUGCACGAGAAGGAAGGGCAAAUUGUGGAGAAUGAGGCAGUUGGAUCUUGUGUUAAGGGUGCUGUAGGGCACGGAAUGGUGGUGAACAUUACUGGACAGUCUAAAGAAGAGGUUAUUGAAUUUGCACCAAUGAAGGAGGAAACCAAAUGGGUUGAAGGAAGUAUGGUUGCUAAGGACCAGAUGUAUGAAGUAGGGAUGAUAGAGGAAGAAUGGCGUUCCGAUCCUGAUUGGUGGUUGUCGGACGGCGAUACGCGGUGUGAAUCGGAAACUGAAUCGGAAUAUUCAUUAAUGCCUAAUGGUAGUGAGGAUGAUGACUUGAUUCACACCGCAAAAAGUGGAGGGAAUGAGGAUAUUUUUGAUGAGGAGAUGCUGGAGAAGGAAGCUGCUUCAAAUUCAAACAGAAAUUUUGUAAUGGAUGGCAGUAACAACAUGUUCUCUGAAACGGAAGAUAUAGAAGAUGGGUAUAAUGAGCCUAAUAAAUGUAAUGGGCUGGUAAGGGAUAAGCAGAAUAAGCCUGAUGAGUCCUAUGGGCCCGAUGCAAAGAUGUCUCCAAAGAGGGCCAGGGAUGGUAAUGACAUAAGGCUUGUAGCAGCUCACGAGCAUGUCUUGACCCCUGUUCCGAAUCUGGAAAACAGGGGAGCGACGGGUAAAAGGCGGAAGCAUAUUGUGGAGUGUUAUCCACAAAAUUUGGCAGAAAUUGGAGACAAGAGCACUCAAUGGGUCACAACGAGGGGGUUGUGGUAUUCAGAUGAAUGUGACUGGGUUAUGAAGGAGUCAAUUGGUGCUUCAGGGGGUUUAAUUUGUGUUUGGAAUAAUGUUAAUUUUGUUAAGCUAUGGGAGUUUGCUAGAGAUGGUUUUCUGGGUAUUGAUGGGGUUUGGGGAUCGAAUAAGGUGUUAUGCCAUUUUGUGAAUGUGUAUGCUCCACAGGAUAGGUAUAAAAAAGUGAGGUUAUGGGAAGAGUUGGGUAAUAUGGUUAUGGAAAAGGGAGGUUGCUGGAUGAUAGCAGGUGAUUUUAAUGCUGGUAGAUGCCCUGAAGAAAGGAGAGGAAGAACUGGAGAAUGCCUGAAGAUGGAGGAGUUUAAUGUUUUGAUCGAGACAAUAGAAUUGGUUGAUAUCAGAUUGGCGAAUAGACGUUUUACAUGGUACCGACCGGAUGGUUCUUCUAUGAGUCGGUUGGAUAGAUUUCUGAUGACAAAGGAGAUGUAUAGUUUGGGGUGCAAGUGGGUGCAGCAGGGGAUGAAACGGAUUGUAUCCGACCACUAUGCUGUUAUCUUGAAAACAAGUAAUGCAGAUUGGGGUCCAAAGCCAUUUAGAGUAUUAAAUGCUUGGCAGCAGCAUCCAGAUUUUAAAAAUGCAGUGGAAGGCAAGUGGCGAAAGAUGGAGGUUAAAGAGGCUCAACUUGAAAAGGCAACAAAAAUGGUAGAAAAGAUUGAUAGGAGGAAUGAAGAUUUUGAUCUGGAAGAGUUGGAGUUGGGAGAUGCGAACACCAGAUUUUUUCACAAGAUUGCUAAUGGCAGGAGGGCUCAGAAUAAUAUACUGGGGCUCUCGUGCGAUGGUAGAUGGGUGGAGGAACCUAAAUUGGUUAAGAGGGAGGUAGCCAAAUAUUUUUUUGCUUUGUUUCAAGGUGAAUUAUGGAACAGACCUAAGCCUGCUGGUGUAAGUUUUCGGCAAAUUUUUGAGGAGAAAAAAGAGUGGCUGGAAAGACCAUUUUCAACUGAAGAGAUUGAAGAAGGGUUAAGAUGUUGUGAAGGGACUAAAGCACUUGGUCUGGAUGGCUAUAAUUUCAACUUCCUCAAAUUUGCCUGGAGCAUUUUAAAGGAGGACUUCGUGAGUUUCUUCAAUGAAUUUCAUCGGAAUGGCAAGUUUGGGUUUGGGUCUAGGUGGAGAGGAUGGAUUAUGGAGUGCUUAUCAACCGCAAAGGUUUCAGUCUUAGUUAAUGGCAAUCCGAUUGAGGAGUUUGAGAUUGGAAAAGGAUUACGGCAAGAGUCGGAGGGGUUGUUUAUGGGUGUUGAAAUUGGGAAGAGGGGGCUGGUUGUAUCUUUGCUACAAUUUACCGAUGAUAUAGUGAUUUUGGGUAAAGCUAAUGGGGAGAAUGUUUUUAUGGUUAAAACCGUGUUACGAUGGUUUGAGUUGAUAUCAGGGUUGCGGAUUAAUUUCAGUAAAAGCAGUGUUCAUGGCUUUAAUGUAUCAACAAGGUGGUUGAAUGGGAUGGCUUGUUAUUUACGAUGUGGUGUUGGGAAAACACCUUUUUUGUAUUUGGGUCUACUUGUUGGUGGUAAAUUUGGAAGUAAAAAACUGUGGGAACCAAUGGUAAAUAAGUUUCAUGCCAAACUUGUUGUCUGGAAGUUUGCUUCAUUGUCUUUUGGCGGCCGCAUCACUUUGCUCAAUUCGGUACUGAGGGAUAAAUAUUAUGAGGGUUGGUGUGAGGUGGAUAUAACAGCAAUUGAUAAUUUAAGAGUGUCAAAGCUGUGGAAGGAUAUUAUCAGCAUUGGGGGGAAAUCAGUUAGGUUGAGGAAUAUAUUGGGGAAUGGGUUUAGAUGGGAGGUGGGGUGUGGAAGUAAGGUGGGUUUUUGGAGGGAGAAAUGGGUGGGAGAUAAAUCCUUAAGGGAUUUAUGUCCCAGACUGUAUGCCUUGGCUGCGAAUAAGGAAGGUUCUGUUAGUGAUAUGGGGUAAUGGGAAGGGGAUAGGUGGCAAUGGAAUAUGGCAUGGAGAAGGGGGAGAAUGGGGUGAGAAAAGGAUGAGGAGGAGGUUUUGUGGGGGGUAGUGGAUUGUGUACACUUAAAGAAAGGUAAGGAGGAUGU
Molecule: messenger RNA, 3187 nt
Organism: Rubroshorea leprosula
Lineage: Eukaryota; Viridiplantae; Streptophyta; Magnoliopsida; Malvales; Dipterocarpaceae
Source: the annotation of a GenBank genome assembly